This is a messenger RNA of Capsicum annuum, 1907 nucleotides long. Its product is annotated as sulfoquinovosyl transferase SQD2. NCBI's taxonomy places the organism in Eukaryota, Viridiplantae, Streptophyta, Magnoliopsida, Solanales, Solanaceae. Gene Ontology annotation, molecular function: UDP-sulfoquinovose:DAG sulfoquinovosyltransferase activity. The record is from RefSeq and is a predicted model, not a curated record. Bases 106 to 1629 code for a protein of 507 amino acids. Gene Ontology annotation, biological process: sulfolipid biosynthetic process; glycolipid biosynthetic process. Gene Ontology annotation, cellular component: chloroplast envelope. The transcript is spliced from 11 exons.
GGCAUAGUGUUUUUAUUAUGCAAGCACUAAUUCAAAUACAAUCCCCCUCCCCCCAACCCAACCCCGCAGAUACAUAUUAUAACCUCAUUUAGACAAACUCUUAACAUGUCCAAUCUUUCUUCUCACUUUAUAAAUUCUUCUAACUUUACACCUUGUGAUUCCUUACCUUCAUUUUCCUCUUAUUCUUAUUCUUUUUUCACCUCUAGUUUUUAUAAAGUUUCAACUUCAAGAACCUACCCCAUUAGUUUAAUUUCCACAAAGAUCACCUUCUUACAGUAUAAAAGCAACUUUAAAACAAACCCUUUCCAGAGAAUUAGUAGUAAUAUGACAAUUACUGAGUACAGAGAUGAAGAAGAUGAUGAGAAUCCUCCACUUUUACUUGAAUCUGAGAUGAAAGAGCCUAGGCGUAUUGCUCUCUUUGUUGAACCUUCACCUUUUGCGUAUGUUUCUGGAUAUAAGAACAGGUUCCAGAAUUUUAUAAAGUAUCUCCGGGAAAUGGGGGAUGAGGUUAUGGUUGUGACAACACAUGAAGGAGUACCCGAAGAAUUUUAUGGGGCAAAAUUGAUAGGAUCACGGAGUUUUCCCUGCCCCUGGUACCGGAAAGUACCCCUCUCACUUGCUCUCAGCCCUAGAAUAAUCUCAGAGGUAGCAAAGUUCAAGCCCGAUAUCAUACAUGCAUCAUCUCCUGGUAUAAUGGUAUUUGGUGCUCUUAUCAUGGCAAAACUUCUGUCCGUGCCAAUUGUAAUGUCUUAUCACACACAUGUGCCAGUGUACAUACCAAGAUACACCUUUAGUUGGCUAGUUCAACCAAUGUGGAUGGUUAUAAAGUUUCUACAUAGAGCUGCUGAUCUUACACUGGUGCCAUCUGCUGCUAUCGCAAAGGAUCUGGAAGCUUAUAAGGUAGCAUCAGCAAACAAAAUACGUUUGUGGAAUAAGGGUGUUGAUUCAGAGAGCUUCCACCCCCAGUAUCGGUCUCGUGAAAUGCGAGUAAGGCUAAGUAAUGGAGAACCAGAUAAACCAUUGAUAGUCCAUGUUGGACGAAUUGGAGUUGAGAAGAGUCUGGAUUUCCUCAAAAGGGUUAUGGAUAGACUUCCAGAUGCUCGGAUAGCUUUUAUUGGAGAUGGGCCAUACAGGGAGGAAUUGGAGAAAAUGUUCCAUGGCAUGCCUGCCGUGUUCACUGGUAUGUUACUAGGGGAGGAUCUUUCCCAAGCAUAUGCCAGUGGAGAUGUUUUUCUUAUGCCUUCAGAGUCGGAGACAUUGGGGCUUGUCGUUUUGGAGGCUAUGUCAUCAGGGCUUCCUGUAGUGGCUGCACGUGCCGGAGGAGUUCCAGAUAUCAUCCCUGAUGAUCAGCAGGGCAAGAUUGGGUAUCUGUUUAAUCCUGGUGACCUGGACGACUGCAUGAACAAACUAGUGCCACUUUUAUGCGAUAGUGAAUUGAGAGAAACCAUGGGGAAAGCUGCACGCAUCGAAAUGGAGAAAUACAGCUGGAAGGCUGCAACAAGAACAAUUCGUAACGAACAGUACAGUGCGGCCAUUUGGUACUGGAGGAAGCAGAAAGCACAAUUUCUGAGACCAUUCCAAUGGAUGUUUCAGCGUAUAUUCGCAGCUCCAGAAGUCGACUAUAGGUGAUAGAUCCUGUUCUCGUAUUUUUUACUCAAAAAGCAUAGAGCUUUUCCAUGCUUUGGGAAGGUGCUUCAAGAUUUGUUUCUAGAAUAUUGGCCUGAAAUGUAUUAUGAUAUUUGCUUUUAAUUGAUUGUACAAUGUAGACCCCCCCCCAAUACUAGGUCUGUUGUGCUGUUAUGUAUUUAAUUUGAACUCAUGUACAUGUAAAUUUGCAUAUUAUUGGCCCAUAACUCCCCCCCUGUAAUUGUGCAUAUUCAGUUGUGGAGUUACUGCACUUCGUUUAA